Penicillium mononematosum is the source of this 345-nucleotide messenger RNA. RefSeq lists its product as uncharacterized. The transcript has a single exon. The record is from RefSeq and is a predicted model, not a curated record. Gene Ontology annotation, molecular function: ATP binding; protein kinase activity. Gene Ontology annotation, biological process: protein phosphorylation. Bases 1 to 345 code for a protein of 114 amino acids. NCBI's taxonomy places the organism in Eukaryota, Fungi, Ascomycota, Eurotiomycetes, Eurotiales, Aspergillaceae.
AUGCAUCUGGUUCAGCGCAGUCAUAUGGUCAAAUCCAGCACGGAGCCUCACUUGGAGAUGUUUCUGGACGACGAAUAUCCUCCUAGCGCUAUAUUUCUGGAGUACAUCGCCGGUCUGGAGAUGAUCAGUUUGGAGAAUUACACGGAGCAGCGGAUAGACAAUCUUAUAGAGGGUAUUCGACAAAUAAAUAAGGCGCUAGUGCGACACAGAGACCCUAAGCCACGGAACAUGAUGAUUGUCGCAGAUACUCCAGAUAGGAUAGUCUGGCUAGACUUCGAUCGAGCGGAGACAUACGACGAAGAUAAAAUCACUACCGAACAAAAAGAUCUGAUUGAGGAGAAGUGA